This is a messenger RNA of Halteromyces radiatus, 610 nucleotides long. RefSeq names its product Mal s 6 allergen. Gene Ontology annotation, biological process: protein folding; protein peptidyl-prolyl isomerization. NCBI's taxonomy places the organism in Eukaryota, Fungi, Mucoromycota, Mucoromycetes, Mucorales, Cunninghamellaceae. Bases 29 to 523 code for a protein of 164 amino acids. The record is from RefSeq and is a predicted model, not a curated record. The transcript has 5 exons. Gene Ontology annotation, molecular function: peptidyl-prolyl cis-trans isomerase activity.
ACCUUCCAUCUCAAAUUAUCUAAACAAAAUGCCUAACCCCCAGGUCUUCUUCGACGUUUCUGCUAACGGUCAACCUCUUGGUCGUAUUGAAUUUGAACUUUUCGCUGAUGUAGUUCCCAAGACUGCUGAAAACUUCCGUGCUCUUUGUACUGGUGAAAAAGGCUUUGGUUACAAGGACUCUAUCUUCCAUCGUGUCAUCCCUCAAUUCAUGUUGCAAGGUGGUGACUUUACCAACUUUAACGGUACUGGUGGUAAAUCCAUCUAUGGUAACAAGUUUGCUGAUGAAAACUUCGCUUUGAAACAUGAUCGUCCUGGUCUCUUGUCCAUGGCCAAUGCUGGUCCCAAUACCAAUGGCUCUCAAUUCUUUGUCACCACUGUUAUCACUUCUUGGUUGGAUGGCAAGCACGUUGUCUUUGGUCAAGUCACUAAAGGUAUGGAUAUCGUCAAGAAGAUCGAAAGUCUUGGUUCUCAAUCUGGCAGAACUCAAGCUGAAAUCAAGAUCACCAACUCUGGUCAAUUGUAAACAAUCAUUAGUUUAUGUAUAAAGUUUUGAAUUAGUUCAUAGUUAGUAUGAUCAAAUAAAUAAAAACUAUCGUAUUAUGUUUUGUAU